UAUUUGUACAGGCAGAUGAUUCGGGCGCUUGGCAACAGAGCAAAUGAUGCGUGGAGGAGGACGGCAUCUCUGUUGAGCGAGACCAUCUCUCAAUCCAUAUUACAUGGAAGCCUGUUUACCUGUGACGUACACAACAGCGAUCUGUUUUUGUGAUAAACGUCAACGAUGGGUUCAGCACCGAAAAUGACACCCACGGUUCUUCUCAGUGUCUUGAUAAGCGUGUUGGCCGUGGUUUCUGGUCGCAGUCCACGCACGGCAGAUCAGGUGUCCGAGGCUGAUCUCCAGCGCCUGCUCCACGGUGUGAUGGAGCAGCUGGGCAUCGCUCGGCCCAGGGUCGAGUAUCCUGCGCACCAGGCCACCAACAUAGUGGGUCCUCUUAGCAUCCAAGGUGGUGCCCACGAAGGGCUUCAACAUCUUGGACCAUAUGGGAACAUCCCUAACAUCGUUGCAGAAUUAACUGGAGACAAUGUUCCCAAAGAGUUCAGUGAGGACCAUGGCUAUCCCGACCCUCCCAAUCCUUGCCCCCUGGGAAAGACUGCUGUUGAUGGAUGCAUAGAGAACUCUCCAGACACUGCCGAGUUCAGUCGUGAGUUCCAGAAACAUCAGCACCUCUUUGAUCCAGAGCAUGACUACCCUGCCCUAGCGAAGUGGAACAAAGGGUUGUAUGAAAAACUGAAGGGUGGGUCAAAAAGAAGAAAAAGGAGCCCAAAUCCAUAUCUGAUGGGACAGCGGCUGGAUAACGUGGUGGCCAAGAAAUCAGUGCCACAUUUUCCAGAGGACGAUGAAGUUGAAACUGCUACCAGCAAUAUCAAAACCUGAACAUUGUGUUGUUCAGGAAUCUGUAUAAUAAAAAUCACUUAUCAGUAUCACAGUAAAGUUAAUAUUAGAUAAUGUGCAACAUUCAAAUGAAUCAUGUUAUUAAAAGAGCAGGAACGCGUGAUUGUAACACAAGUAAUUCUUCCCAUGGCACAGACUUUGUUGUUCAUUUUAAUCAAAUAAAAAUGUAUAUGUACACGUG
Messenger RNA from Triplophysa rosa, 1018 nucleotides. RefSeq names its product neuroendocrine protein 7B2. The record is from RefSeq and is a predicted model, not a curated record. The transcript has 7 exons. Bases 166 to 819 code for a protein of 217 amino acids. Gene Ontology annotation, cellular component: secretory granule. Gene Ontology annotation, biological process: neuropeptide signaling pathway; regulation of hormone secretion. Gene Ontology annotation, molecular function: enzyme regulator activity. NCBI's taxonomy places the organism in Eukaryota, Metazoa, Chordata, Actinopteri, Cypriniformes, Nemacheilidae.